AUGGCUGGCUCUGCCUUCCCCCCAGGGCUACCGCCUCGAGGUCCUUAUUACAUCCCAGGGUAUACUGGACACUGCCCACAACUUGGGUUCUGCCUGGGUCAGACCUAUGGACAUUCAACUGGACACCUGCUACGGUAUGGUCCCUCCGGCCUAGUCUGGCCCCCUGCCCACCGCAUACUUCUGCCCCCAAUCAAUACUGUUGGAUCUCUUAAGGCAGAAGAGCCUCCCUGGCAUGGCCAUGAGAGGAUCAACUCUGGCAUGAUCCCAGGGUACACAGGCUUUGUGCCCCGGUCUCAGCACAUCUUUGCCAAGAGAUGCACCCAGGUCUGGGCUGAAGCUUUAAGGGACUUCACCAGCCAGGCAGGUAGAGGGUAUAAAGAGCUGCCAGUGGUUCAGAAGGAGGAGUUGGAGUCCAAGACAGAGGAUGAGAAGGAGUCUGAGCCAGAAAAGUGCCUGAGGCUGGAACAGAAACCAGGGGAAAAUUCCAAAGCUUCCCCUUAUUCCAUGGAUGACAAAGAUCCUGGCAAGUUCUUCAUCUCAGGGUUUACUGGAUAUGUGCCCCGAGCCCGUUUCCUCUUCGGCUAUAGUUACCCUGUCCUCACCAAUCAGGCCCUGCAGGAAUUUGGGCAGAUGUGCCCAGUGGUCAGGGGUCAGAGGGGCCAUAAGAAUCUUCCCAGCAUUUCCAGAACUAACUCACAAGACUUAGGCAUAAUGCCCUACUACAGAGGUUAUGUGCCAGGCUAUAAGUUCCAGUUUGGCCAAACCUAUGACACCCUCACCCACGAUGCUCUGGGCCUCAGAACCUAGCAGAAGCAGCUCCGUUCUUACUUUCCCCAAAGCUAG
Gracilinanus agilis (Agile Gracile Mouse Opossum) is the source of this 843-nucleotide messenger RNA. RefSeq names its product family with sequence similarity 166 member B (gene CIMIP2B). The transcript has 6 exons. NCBI's taxonomy places the organism in Eukaryota, Metazoa, Chordata, Mammalia, Didelphimorphia, Didelphidae. The record is from RefSeq and is a predicted model, not a curated record.